Molecule: messenger RNA, 321 nt
Organism: Saprolegnia diclina VS20
Lineage: Eukaryota; Oomycota; Saprolegniomycetes; Saprolegniales; Saprolegniaceae
Exons: 1
Coding region: 60-275 (71 amino acids)
Source: RefSeq, a predicted model, not a curated record
GUUCUAGCCGCCAACGCGGUCAUUCUUCAACCCGCCAGCUUCCAGUCGCAUCGAUUGCCAUGACAGAGCCAACGCCCGACGAACGCUUCGUGCUGCCUGCGCAAGACGACGCCAUCUGCAGCGACGACAGUAGCAGCAGCGACGAGGACGACGAAGAGAUGGCCGCUCGCCGGGUCCAGCGCCUCAAGCGACAGCUCCACAAAGCCAUGCUCCGCCAAGAGAUUGCGCGGGCCGAAGCCGAGACGCGCGUCUUGAACCGACUAGGUUACGAGUAAUGCGCUUCGUCAUGAACCGUGGAUCGUCGUCUUCGUUACAUAUGCA